Molecule: messenger RNA, 3579 nt
Organism: Mizuhopecten yessoensis (Yesso scallop)
Lineage: Eukaryota; Metazoa; Mollusca; Bivalvia; Pectinida; Pectinidae
Product: cytochrome P450 2B5-like
Exons: 4
Coding region: 93-1583 (496 amino acids)
Biological process (GO): xenobiotic metabolic process
Cellular component (GO): intracellular membrane-bounded organelle; cytoplasm
Molecular function (GO): iron ion binding; oxidoreductase activity, acting on paired donors, with incorporation or reduction of molecular oxygen, reduced flavin or flavoprotein as one donor, and incorporation of one atom of oxygen; heme binding
Source: RefSeq, a predicted model, not a curated record
CUGUGUACAGGUCUGCGUGUUUAUCAUGUAUAUAAACCAUAGCGUACCUCACUGCCAUCAGAAUACAGCAUUCUAAUACUUCCAUUUCCACAAUGGUGCUUGAUUGGUUUACUUGGAAUGGGUGGACCGUGGCUAUUGUAGCUGUACUACUGAUUCUAAUGGUCAGUCGGUCCUUGCAAUGGCCAGCAAACGUCCCGCCAGGACCGACCGGGUAUCCCAUAGUGGGAAGUAUUUUGCUUCUCAGUGGAAAAAAGAAACCCAAGGAGACUUUCCGGCAACUGCGGGUUAAAUUUGGAGAUGUGUUCAGCCUCACUUUAGGGCGAAAUUUAUUGGUCGUUAUAAACGGUGUUGAUGCUUUAAAAGAAGCAUUUAUAAAGCGGGCAGAUGACUUUUCUGACAGGCCUGAUACAUACCGGAGUGCCACUCUCAUGAAACGUAAAGGGGUAGCCAUGUCAUCCGGACAGCACUGGAAACACACUCGAACUUUCGCCUUGACCACCUUGCGCGAAUUCGGAUUUGGAAAGAAGUCUUUGGAAGCGCGUGUCAUGGAAGAAGUUUACGCGUUUCUAGAUGUGAUGGGAAACAACAGCGGGAAAGUUUACGACCCGAAGCACGUAAUUCAAAUAAGUAUUUCAAAUAUUAUCUGCAGCAUAGUUUUUGGUAAAAGAUUCGAGCACAGUGAUGCCAAGUUCUAUCAACUUGUUGAUCUCCUAGAAGAAGCAUUUCGUUUGAACCAAACUAGGAGUGCUGCUCGGAAUAUGUCGUGGCUGAGAUUCCUGCCCGGUGAUUUCUUCAAGAUCAAAAGAAAUCGUGAUAAUUUCUAUGAAAUAUCGGAUUAUAUGCAACAGCAAAUUACUGAUCAUAGAAACACUUUUGAUCCAAGCAAUCCAAGGGAUUUUAUCGACGCUUUUCUCAAGGAGCAGGAAAGACAAGAACCUGGUAGUGCAGUUUUUGAAGAUUUUAAUUUACAAGCUACAAUCUCCAAUUUAUUUGUGGCUGGGACGGAGACCACCGCCACGACGAUACGCUGGACAAUUCUACAGCUGAUCUACCAUACGGACAUCCAGGACAGACUUCGCAGAGAGAUCGAAAAUGUGAUUGGUCCGUCCAGGUUUCCGACGCUCAGCGACAAAGAAAAUAUGCCUUAUUACAAAGCAGUGAUUACAGAGGCCCUAAGAUUCGGAAACAUUGCCCCGUUCAGCGUCCCUCACGGGGCAUCAAAGGACGUAGAAUUCAGGGGGAUGACCAUUCCCAAAGGAUCGACAAUUAUACCCAAUUUGGACUCAGUUCAUUUCGACCCAAACGUGUUCAAGGAACCCACAAAGUUUAAUCCAGACCGAUUUUUAGGCGAAGACGGAAAAUUGAACGGAAAAGAAAAAUAUGUGUUUGCGUUUUCUCUAGGACGUCGAAUAUGUCUGGGUGAAUCACUGGCGAGGCUGGAACUGUUUCUGUUUCUGACAACACUGAUACAGAGAUUCGAACUACUUCCGGAAAACCCGGACAAAAUGCCAGCUGGCCCACCAUCCAAAGGCAUACAAUCAGGUCCGCCUGACUAUAAAGUCAAGGCCGUGAAAAUCAACUGACAAUAAUGUAGACUCUUCAUACAAUGUUGAUGUUAGUCAGAGAGCAGGGAUACCAUACGUUCUGUUGGUGAGAUUGUACGCAAUUCUGAAAUCACUAAUGAAAAAAAUAUGUUUUGAUGCAAUCAAUUUAAGUUAUUAAACUAUAGACUAAGUUAUUACGUAAAUGAUGUGUUAUUGAACUAAGAGCGUGCUAUUUCAUUAAGGGUUGUGUAAUUCACUAAAUGUUUACCUUUCCAUGUUUUAUCAAAUGUUUUUAAUUACCUAGCUGAUAUUAAUGUUACUGAAAUAAAAAAAGUACAGAUACAAUUGUAAACACAAUGAGAAGAAAACUUUUGAAUUUAUGUAAAGCGAGUGGUUUGAUAAUCGAAAAUUGGCGACAUCCGGGCGACGAUAAGGGCAGUGUUAACUUUAUAAUAGUUUGGGAACAAGUUUAAUCGAUUAUGUUCUUGUUGAUGAGUCAAAUUUCGAAAUUAUAGGAAAUUUUAAAAGCGGAGAUUUCAAUCAUUUUUCAGACCAUUCGCCUUUUGUGUUUACGGUAGAUAUUAAGAUUAUAAAAGAAAAUAUACAUGGUAAUAAUGAGCUGUUUUAUUCAACGCGAUAGAAUCAGGAAAAUUUUGAGUUAAUUAAAACAAUAAUCAAUGAUUAUGCCGAUAGCCUAAUGCAUACAUGUAGAAAAUAUGGAUAUGUAUUAGGAUAGUGUUAAUAAAAGUGUCGAAGAUUUUUCUUCGUCACUUUUAUCACUUUAUUUUGUUACUUGUAAAGAUACAUUGACAAUUUGGCACCAUGUCCAAAAUUGUUUUUUAAUGGAAUAAUUAGUUCUGGAAUUUUCCCAGAUAAUUGGAAUAUUGGAACAAUUAUACCACUAUUUAAGAAAGGGGAUGCGAAUGUAACUGAUAAUUAUAGAGGUAUUACAUUAGUAAGCUGUCUUGCAAAACAUUUCACUGCCAUUUUAAAUGAAAGAUUACUUAAUGUUGAUAAAAUGCAUAAUAUUAUCACAGAUGUACAAUUUGGAUUUAGAAAAAAACUUUCCACAAUAGAUGCUAUUCUCGUACUACAAUCAUUAAUUAAUAGAACUCUCAGAAAACGAAACAGGCUUUACUGCUGUUUUAUAAUGUUAGUCGACAAAAUCUUUGGUAUAAAAUGAUUAAGGAAGGUAUAGAAAAUAAUAAGAUGUCUCUAUGCCAAUGUAAAAUGUUGUGUUAAAUUCAAAGGUGUUACUGAUUUUUUCAAAUGUGAUUGUGGUUUAUUCCAAGGGGAAAUAUUAUCUCCCUUGUUGUUUACAUUAUUUGUUAAUGAUUUAGAAGUGGAUUUUAUAUAAAAAAAAUUGCUUAUCACUAGAAAUUCAAACUAUUAAUUUAUUUUUACUUAUGUAUGCAGACGACAUGGUCAUAUUAUCGGAAACACCAGAAGACUUGCAGAAAAUGUUAGAUUCACUAUCAGAUUAUUGUAGAAAAUGGAACUUAACUUUAAAUGUAGAUAAAACAAAAAUAGUUAUUUUUAGAAAUGGUGGUUUGAUAAGAGCAAAAGAAAAAUGGUUUUAUAAUAAUGUUGAGAUUGAAGAAGUUGAACGUGGCCGUUACAGAGAUAUACCUAGGAGAAAGAAAAUGUAUUUUUAUGUAAUGAAGAAAAUAUAGAAGAUGAAUUUCAUUUCAUAAUUAAAUGUAAUCGCUCUUCAGACCUCCAGUCUAAAUUCAUGAAGCAAUAUUAUUUCAAAAGGCCUAGUAUGUUUGAAUUCGUUCAAUUACUCAAAACCGAAAACACAAAAGAACUUAAUAAUUUAGGAAAGUAUUUAUCACUAGCGUUUAAACGUAGAGCAGAUUUAUGUUAAGAUACAUGAUAUACCAUUAUAUUGUCUUGUCUGGGUGAAUGAGGAUGAAAAAGGUUCUGGCGUGUGUAGUUGGAAUGUGAGUAUGAUGAAUGACGAAAUAUUGCUGCUGCUGUUGCUGAUAUGAUGAUGAUGAAGAUGAUGUAAUGAUGUAAUGAAAUAAUGAUGAUG